Messenger RNA from Misgurnus anguillicaudatus (oriental weatherfish), 1736 nucleotides. RefSeq names its product wingless-type MMTV integration site family, member 8a (gene wnt8a). Gene Ontology annotation, biological process: canonical Wnt signaling pathway; neuron differentiation; cell fate commitment. Gene Ontology annotation, cellular component: extracellular region. The record is from RefSeq and is a predicted model, not a curated record. Gene Ontology annotation, molecular function: frizzled binding; cytokine activity. NCBI's taxonomy places the organism in Eukaryota, Metazoa, Chordata, Actinopteri, Cypriniformes, Cobitidae.
CAAAUAAACUUACCCAUUCACAGAUAUGUAAUCAAUGUAUAAAAACGUAUCUUAAUCACAAAACAAGGCGAAAUGUUUAACACAGCAUGGGCUAAUGAGCUGCACGUGAGCUUCCGUUUGUGACUCGUCAAAAUGGAUCAUCUGUGUAGCAAGUGUUUGUGCCUUGGAUCUCAACAAGAAGGGAACAUUGAAGAAUCAGGGGUCGCUCACGCAGCAAUGAACCCUUGCCAGCUUUUUGCAUCGUUGGUGAUGUCUAUGUGCUGUCACAUAUUGUCGACAACAGCAUGGUCAGUAAAUAACUUCCUAAUGACAGGACCAAAGGCUUAUCUUACAUACACAAGCAGUGUGCAGGCAGGCGCACAAAGCGGUAUUGAGGAAUGUAAACAUCAGUUUGCAUGGGACAGGUGGAACUGUCCGGAAAGCGCACUCCAGUUAUCCACACACAACGGUCUCAGGAUUGCCACCAGAGAAACCGCUUUUGUGCAUGCCAUAAGUGCUGCUGGAGUCAUGUACACCUUAACCAAGAAUUGCAGCAUGGGAGACUUCGAUAACUGUGGCUGUGACGACUCCAAGGUUGGAAAAAUUGGUGGUCGUGGUUGGGUUUGGGGAGGCUGUAGUGACAAUGUUGACUUUGGAGAAAGAAUCGCCAAACAAUUCGUCGAUGCGCUGGAAAAUGGUCACGACUCUCGCGCUGCAGUAAAUCUGCAUAACAACGAGGCUGGUCGACUGGCUGUCAAGGCAACACUCAAGAGAACCUGUAAGUGCCAUGGUGUGUCUGGAAGCUGCAGUAUUCAGACAUGUUGGAUGCAGCUCGCUGACUUCAGGGAUAUCGGUAACUAUUUGAAAAUCAAGCAUGACCAAGCACGGAAACUCGAGAUGGACAAAAUACGGAUGAGAGCAGGAAACAGUGCCGACAAUCGUGGCGCAAUCGCGGACACGUUCAGCACUGUAGCGCGCACAGAGCUCAUUUAUAUGGAAGAUUCGCCAGACUACUGUACAAAGAACCUCAGCCUGGGACUGCAUGGGACAGAAGGACGCGAAUGUUUACAAAGCGGGAAAAAUCUUUCCCAGUGGGAGAAAAGAAGCUGCAGGAGGCUCUGCCAUGAAUGUGGUCUGAAAGUAGAAGAGAGAAAGAUAGAGACUGUGAGCAGUUGUAACUGCAAAUUCCACUGGUGUUGCACAGUCAAAUGCGACACAUGCACUCAGACUGUUACGAAGUAUUUUUGCGCAAAAAGGAAUAAAAGCCGUCGACCGCACAACCAUUCACGCAGAAGGCAACACACGCGUAAUAGAUGACACUCAUCUUUGCAAUUAUAUUUAGUUGUACAUUUGUAAUAUGUAAAUAUAUUUUAAAUGAUAUUUUAAGAUAUGCUGUUUCUCACUUAAAUUAUUCUGCACAUUGCUGACAGAAAAAAAUGUAAUUUCAUCCCCUAAGGUCUUCCUCUCUCUCACUGUCAAUUGGAUAGUUCACAUACUUCUAAAUUUACGACUUGAUGUUCAUUAAAUGCACUUUUUCGUUCUUUACUUUAGAUCACAGAUUUUGUUACUGAAAUAUGUUAAAAGGAUGUUUUGCACCGAUAUUGUUUUUUAUUGAAGUUCGUUUGACAGUGUUUCACAAGGGGUUUGAAGUGUUAUGUUUUAUGGAACUUAUUUAAAGCAAUUAUUUUUUAAACUAUCACAUUGUUUAUAUAUUCACUAAUUUUCUCAUGGGAAGAACAUUAAAUAUUUAAACAUAA